CGUGUGUGUGUAUCGCCAUAUCUGUGUGCUUCUGUGUGUGUUUUGCUUAAGUGAGUUCGGCAGAAAUCGGUCCCAUGCGGCGCAAACCCCAAAAGCAAAUAUAAAAAAAUAUAUAUAUAAAUAUCUUUAAAAAAAAGGAGCCAACGUAGCUAAAAGUAAUAUCAUCUGCUGCAUACUGCAUACAAUCAUUUUGUUGUGAUCUGUGAAUAUCGCAUUCAACACAAUACAAUACACAAAUACACACAUACACUUGCAUAUAAAUAUGGGGUGCAUAAGCCAUUAAGUUUAAGGCACAAUCUGAAUAGAAAAAGGCUUGAAGCGCAUUUAAUUAAGCUAUCUCACGCGAAAGAUGCCGACUACUUUGAGUGACAACGCGACACAGACACAUUUCGCUUGAACAAUUUCCAACGAGGUGACAAAGCAAACAAUACAAAGUAAACAUCAUGAAUUGCCUGUGUCGACCCUCGCGGAUAAUGUCCGUGCGCAUUAAUUUGCUGGAUGAAACCGACUUCAUACACGAGAUCAAGGAUGAUUUGCCGGGCCAAGCUCUGCUGGAUGUCGUUUUUGCUAGGCUCAAUUUAAUCGAGACUUCAUACUUUGGCAUACGCUAUAUAGACGAUGAGAAUCAAACGCACUGGCUGGAUCCAGCGUCACGCAUUUCCCGUCAACUGAAACCUAAAUCGGAUCCCUAUGAUUUGUACUUCGGUGUCAAAUUCUAUGCCGCCGAUCCGUGCAAACUGCUCGAGGAAAUAACGAGAUAUCAACUUUUCCUGCAAGUCAAACAGGAUGUGCUGCAGGGACGACUGCCCGUUGCCUUUGAACUGGCCGCCGAACUCGGCGCUUUUGUGGUGCAAUCUGAAUUGGGUGACUAUGAUCCGCGGCGUCAUUCGAAGGGAUAUGUCUCGGAGUUCCGCCUGCUGCCCAAUCAGAGCAGCGAGUUGGAAAGCCGCGUCUCCGAGUUGCAUCAACAGUUGAAAGGAAUGUCGCCCUCCAGCGCCGAGCUGAACUAUUUGGACAAAGUCAAAUGGCAUGACAUGUAUGGCGUUGACUUGCAUCCAGUGCUGGGCGAGGACAGUGUGGAAUACUUUCUGGGCCUGACGCCUAGCGGGAUUGUCGUGCUGCGCAACAAGACGACGGUGGCUCAUUACUAUUGGCCGCGCAUUGCCAAAGUUUAUUAUAAAGGACGCUAUUUUAUGCUCAGGAUAAGCGAUAAAAAUAAUGAGCUGAGCACUUAUGGCUUCGAAACUCCACGCAAAUCGGCGUGCAAACAUUUGUGGAGAUGCUGCGUGGAGCAUCAUGCGUUCUUCAGACAGGUGCGCGUCGCUCCUCUACCCAAUUCGCAGUCACAUGCCGCAGAUUUGUUUCAGCUGGGCUCCCGCUUCAGACACAGUCGCUCGGACAAGCAAAUGGAGAAGGAUGCACUUGCCGCCGGACGUUCCCCGCCAGCCUUUACGCGCGUUCCCUCCAAGCGCCAGCCCCGACGCGUGAUUGAUGACUUUUUUAACAGCAACAGCGGAGUUGGCGUUGGCGUUGGCGGUGGUGGUGGUGGCAGCAGUAGCGGUGGCAACAGCCUCCCGAUUGGCAACCGACCACUGCCACUCCCCCAACUACCGCUGCAGAGUUUGGGCAGCAGCAACGCCAACAACGCUAACGUCAUUGCCAACAACUACGACAGUCCGUACCGCUCCACGUACAGCAUACCCACCAGCCUGGGCAUACGUCCCAGCAGCCAUCAUCAUCAGCAGCAGCAGCAGCAGCAGCAGCAACAGCAACAACAAUCGUCGUCCAAUAACAACUCCAGCAGCUACAAUAACAACGGCAGCAAUUUGCAGACACCUGACUCGCCGCGCAGCACGCGCAGCGCUCCUUGGCCAAGAUCACAGCAGCGUUCCCUCUUUGGUCACAAUCCCUCGAGUCCACGUUCGGUGCGUUCGGUUAGCACAACGGGCGGCGGGUUGCAUCAUCAUCAUAGUCAUCAUAGUCAUGGCCAUGGCACCAGUCAUCAUACUCAUCAUCAUCAGCAUCAGCAGUCCUCGUCGUCGUCGUCUCAUCAUCAGCAGCGACAGCAGCGCGCCAGCUCCUCAUCCGCCUCGCAUCAGCAGCAGCGCUAUCGCUCCAGCUCCGUGGAGAGUCAUUCCUCGAACGAUUCGCGCUCCACACGACGACACAAGCAUCGCCAUCGUCGCACCUCUGAUAAUGAGAGCGAACUCUCUCGCGGCUCUGGUCGCUCGGGACGUUCACAUCAUCGCAAGCAUCGACGCUCGCAUCGGCAUCGACGUGACAACUCGGCUGGUGGCUCGGAUCACGAUAGUACUCGGGGACGCAGUUACUCGGGUCAUCGCAGCUCCUCGAUGCGCAGCGGCAGCGCUGAGCUGAUUGAUUCGACCACACAGUGGAGGGAGGUGCAACGUCGCCAAGCGGAGGCAAGUCUUGGCCAGAGCUCCGUGCAGCAGGCUUCCGUUUCCAAGAGCAGCAUGGUGGCACGCAGUCUGCACAGCAACGAUAGCCACUCGGACACCCAUUCGCACCACAAAUCAAGGAGGCAUCGCAAGAAUAAGUCUCCGUCGGAGUCGCGUAGUCGCAUGUGGAACAGCGAGCUGGCCAAGCAUUUGCAAUUCGAUCUGGUGGACACGGAGGGCAUGUCGGAGCAACAGUUGAGGGAGAUACCAUACACCGUAGUGGAGACGACCUCGAAGCGUGCCAACUCCAAUCUCAAGAUACACAAGAGCAACAGCAAGAAUAGCGUGGGUGCCAAGAGCACCGGCUCUGGGAAUACCAUCACCAAUGGCAGCGGAACAACUAGUGCCGGACAGGCCAAAAAUCGGGUUGAUCGGAUUCGAGGACUCUACUACCAAAGCUCUCAUCCGCAUGAUAGCAAUGUCGGCGGCGUGGGCGGUGGCGGUGGCAAUGGCGGUGGUGCACCCAAAAACGGAUCCAUUCGAUCGGCCAGCACAAUCUCAUCACGGGAAUGCGAGCGCAACAAUGGACACGGACUGGUGCGCAUGAUGUCUAGCAUGAGCAUGGGCGAUUUUAUCUCACCCACUGGCUCCAAUCUAAGUCCAUUGGAGAACUCAGCAUUGCGCGUUUCCCACGAGCACACCGACUCCGGCCUAGGUGCAGAUCAGGACUAUGCCUACUCCUCGGAAAGAUCCAGCGAUAGCACUCGCUAUGGCACCAAUAAAUCCUCUGGCGCCUCAAGUGGCAGUCAUCGCAAGUCCAUUGGCAGCGCCGGUGGUGGUGGCAACAAUGGCGGUGGUGGUGGCUACAACAGCCUCAUGCAACAGACUGUGAGUAAUCAGCAGCAGCAGCAACGUUCUCUAUUCGCACAACAGCAACGCCAUCAACACCAACACCAACAACAACAACAACAGCAACAACAGAAGCCCAAUUAUAAAUACGCUUCCUCCUCCUCAUCCACUAACCCGAAUACAAAUCUGGCGCCGGUGCAUAAUCCAAUCGGUUCGACUACUAACUCAACGCCGCCGCCGCCGCCGCCAGCAACAGCAACAACUGUUGGCGGCGGCAGCAGCGGCAGCAACAACAGCAACAUCGGCGCCGGCAAUCGUUUGCUCAGCUACACAACAUUUGAGAACAAUCAGUACAAGUUCAGUUUAAACAAUGCAAUGGGCAAAGGAUCUGUUGGCGCCGUUGGCAGCAGCACCAGCAAUCUAACGGGUAACGGUAUGGUAUCGGCUAGUGGUGGUGGUGGUGGUCUUGGUGGUCUUGGUGGUGUCGCUUUCAGUCGACAGCGCAGCUUUGUCGAAUGGCCCAACAAUCCGGCAGCGCCGUACUACUAUCAGGGCCCCUCGUCAUCGUCCGCAUCGCAAGUGAAGCGUCGCGAUGCCAAAUCGGAUAUUGGUGUGCCCACUCGACGUCUAUCGGGACAGAGUUUGACCAAGACGCAGCUGCUCACAGGUGGCGGCGGCGGCGGCGGUGGCAGUUCUCAGCUGGCCAAUGCCAGCUGCUAUCCCAUACACUAUGCCAGCAGCAGUGUUACCAAUCGUGCGUUGGGCCAACGUUCCGCGGGGAAUACGCAUGCGGGCAGCUUUGGUCUGCAGCCAGCGAAAUCGGAUCUUUUCUUGUCCUACAUACAUGGCGGCGAAUACGAGCGUCCCUACGUCUACAACUAUAAGAUGCCGCCGGGUUGCAGUAACAGUGCCAGUGGUUCGCCCAAACAGUUGGCCAGCGCAUAUCACAUCUCCGGUGCACAGACUGCCGAUCCUCCGCCACCCCCGCCGCCUCUUUAUGGUGGCUCGGCGCCCGCCAACGAUGUCAUGUACUAUCAGUUUGACAAAGGCGCCGCCAAACAGCAGCAGCAACAGCAGCCGCCGCCGCCUCCCAUUGUGCAUCAGCCCAAAUCUGUGGCAGGCGGUGCGGCAGCGGCAGCGGCAUCGGCAUCGGCAUCGGCACCGGGGGCAACAACUGGCGGGCCAUUAGUGUAUCUGCAGCAUGGACAGAAUGUCGCGCCAACAAAUGUCACCUCAACGCAGCAAACUGCAAUGCACUCAUCGCACUCCUGCAGCGAGGAGGAUGAAGUGAUGGCAGUUUUGGAGUCUCUGCAACCGGAUGCUGCAACCACAACUAAUGAUGAAACCGAAGAUACCGAUGAUGUUUAUGACGAUGAAGCCGCCGAGGCUGAGGAUAUGUUUGAUGCUGAUGUGCCUUUGAUGUCGCCCACAGGCAGCCACAACAGCAGCAACAAUAGCAAUACCAAUAUCAACAACAACAAUAAUGCCAAUCGUAAUGCAAUAACAACAACAUCAACAACAGCAACAUCAACAGCCACAUCAGCAACAGUCGCAUCCAUUUCCGUUUUGGCCAAUAUUAAUCUAGAUAAUUGCAAUGCGAAUGUCUACAGUGGUCAGCACUGUGCCAACGACACCAAUUCACAGCAGCAGCAGCAGCAGCAGCAACAACAGCAAGCAUUGCCAAUUACCACAGCCAAUCAAACGUUAAAUUGUCCCACAUUGAAUGCAAAUAGCAAUAGCAGUAGCAAUACCAACUCCAAUACGAAUGUGAAUGAAAACCACCCAACAUCCCCCACAACCAUCCAACAGCAAAUACAGCAACAGCAAGCCACAGCAGCUGCAACGCAUUCACAACGUACCAAUUCCAAUACGCACUCGAAUUUGCAACAAAAUCAAAACAUUUCCUCCAGCUUAGAGAUAAUCCUAUCGCCAAUUAUACAAAGUAGUCGCCGAGCGCAAUUGUAAGCGAAAUGAGCACAGAAUUGUGAGAAUUAGCUAAAUUUAAUUUGCAAUAGCCAACAACCCAGGUC
Drosophila grimshawi is the source of this 5278-nucleotide messenger RNA. Its product is annotated as band 4.1-like protein 4. Gene Ontology annotation, cellular component: cytoskeleton. The transcript has 18 exons. Bases 444 to 5213 code for a protein of 1589 amino acids. Lineage: Eukaryota; Metazoa; Arthropoda; Insecta; Diptera; Drosophilidae. The record is from RefSeq and is a predicted model, not a curated record.